GAUACAUACGUUUCUGUCUCUCCAUCUUUCUAAUCAUGUGGGUCUUUGCAUCUCUCUCCCUUAAGCACCCCCAUUGCUUUUCUUCUGGUUUUCUCUAACGCUGAUUCUUGGCAACACCGGAAUCCCAUUUUCGCUGUCUCUUCUUUUCUUUACCUUUGCAUCACAUUUCUAUAACCAUUAUACAAUCGUUCUCUUUCUCCAUCAACCCCCAUCUUUCAUCUUCUUCUUUUUCUUUUCUCCAAAACUCUUGGUGUUCAACAUGUUUGACGGAUUGUUGAAGUCGAAAUUCUACUCCAAAUGCAAAUCAAAUAUCAAUCUGUUGAAGAAGCGGCUGGAGGUGAUAAGGAAGAAGAAAGGCGUGGUGCUGAAGUAUUUGAAGAAUGAUAUUGCUGAUCUUCUUAGGAGUGGCCUUGACAUCAAUGCCUAUGGCAGGGCAGAAGGGCUUCUGGUCGAGCAAAACAUGUCAUCCUGUUACGAAUUCAUUGAAAAGUUCUGUGGGUGUAUCUCCACUCAUCUCUCUGCCAUGCAUAAACAGAGCGGUUGCCCUGAGGAGUGCAAGGAAGCUGUUCCAUCUUUGAUGUAUGCAGCCGCAAGAUUCUCUGAUUUGCCUGAGCUCCGAGACCUGAGAUCUAUGUUUACCGAGAGAUAUGGAAAUUCCCUUGAAUCUUAUAUAAAUAAAGAGUUUGUUGAGAGGUUGAGGUCAAAUCCUCCUACAAAGGAGGUGAAGAUUCAGUUACUGCAAGACAUAGCACAAGAAUCCAAUAUAGGAUGGAAUAGCAAGGGUUUAGAACAGAAAUUGUAUACUACUGCACCAAAACAAGACCAUCCUGAAUGUGUUUCUUUAAGCAAUAUUGAGGAUGAGAAAUGGCAGAAAAACAAGGAUGAUGCAGUCCCAGAAAGAGACAACCAGAAUGCUGGGAACAGACCGAGCAAUGGGAAGGGUUCUAUUACAAAAAGAAAGGAAAAUGACCGUAAUUUUCAUGGAAGAAAGGAUGACGUCAUUCAUGAUAGGCACAGGAUGCCUAGCAGUAGUGAAGAAGAGAGGACUAAAGAUAUAUCCCAAGAUGGCCUAAAAACUUCUUCAAGAACGGUUGGAAGUGUUUCUGCAGAUGAAGUAGAAAAGGAGACACCAUUUCACUAUAAACUUACCCCUCCACCUUACCUCAAAAAGAAGGCUGACAAAAACAAAAGCAGUCCAGAGGAACCCCCCACAAAAUUAGAAGUUAAUGUUGAUAUGGAAGCAGCUCAUCAACAUAUUGGUGGUCCUGUUGUUGAAGAUAAGCCAAAGCCAAGGUCGGUUAGGAGGAGAAACUUGAAACCACAGCCGGAUGCGGUUGAUAAUGAUCCAAGGGAUGCCGAGGAAAGGAAGCUAGAUGGCCAUCUGAUGCAAUACAAUAAGAAGCAGUCACCCUUAGAAGCCGGCAAAACAAAAACAUAUCUGAAACCUCCUCCUUCACAACAAAGAAGAGAUCACGAGUAUGAUGAAUAUAGUAGGAAUAGAAUGAAAUCUGAUUCGGAUGUUCCACCUGUUAGAACAGCAUCUUUUCCACUGGAACCAACUCUACCGGAGGCAACGAAAAAGCAUGUUCGAACCACUUCCUUACAACCAGAGAUGCUGAGCAUGGCAGGGCAUGUGCAUCCUAAGCUACCAGAGUAUGAUGAUUUGGCAGCUCGGAUUGCAGCUCUUAAGGGAAGAUGAAAGUAUUAGAUACUUAGAAACCAAUUCUUUCUAUUCUUUUUUUACAAAAAAAAAAAAAAAAAAUCUUAAAUUCUAUACAUUCUAAAUGUGUGAUACGGAUUUCUGUAGUUACUUUGAGUACAUUAGUUUGUGUAGGGCAUGCUCUACCAGUUUCUUCACAAGCUGACAUGCUGAACAUGUUGGUGCAUGCCCAUAUACUAAGCUACUAGAUUUGUAAUGAAUGUUCAUGAGCUUGGACUGCAACAGAAACUUUGGA
Molecule: messenger RNA, 1955 nt
Organism: Corylus avellana
Lineage: Eukaryota; Viridiplantae; Streptophyta; Magnoliopsida; Fagales; Betulaceae
Product: Regulator of Vps4 activity in the MVB pathway protein
Biological process (GO): protein transport
Source: RefSeq, a predicted model, not a curated record